Molecule: messenger RNA, 818 nt
Organism: Amoebophrya sp. A120
Lineage: Eukaryota; Dinophyceae; Syndiniales; Amoebophryaceae
Source: the annotation of a GenBank genome assembly
CGGAUCUGCAUCCGGACGUGCGGCUGUUUGUGAAGUUAUACCAAGGCCUGCAGUGGCUGCUUCCGUUGGUUUCGGCUGACAAAGGUUCAGGUUCAUCUGCUCGUAGAGAAUUGACUAGAUCUUUCACCGCGGAAGGGCCUGAGACGAGUGACGGUGAGGAAAGUGAAAGUUUAACUGACGGUGAAUCUUCAUCAUUAUCAAAAGAGCUGCAAUUAUCCGACGCCGGCGCUGCAGCCGCGGCGGAGCUGCAGCUGCAGGAGUUUGCCCAAGACGUGAAGGACGAGUUCCUGCACCUCUACAGGGUGACAAGAAAAUCUUCGAAUCAAAAGCUGCGAACAAAGAAAUCCAAAGCGAAGGGAACAAGUCGUAGGAAAUCUUCGAACAAAAAGCUGCGAUCAUCAAAGAAAUCCAAAGCGAAGGGAAGUACAAGUAGUAGAACCAAGUACAAGGAGUUCACGUUUGUUCCAUCCAUGGGGUGGCAACAGGAUCUGCUGGAUAACAAUUUGAUCUCGCCACAAAAUCACGAGCAGAUCAUGUUGGCGGUAUGGGAAGAGAAGCAAAAAUCUGGGGAAGAAGAGAAGAUGGAGAGAAGAAGUAGCGGUCGUGCAGCCGGAGCUGCAAGUCGUAGUCCGUCCUCGACGCGGGCAUCUUCUGACACACCGUCCACCUCCGCGUCCUCCACCCCGAACAGUAGUACAACUGUGGAACAAAGAACCGAAAUGAUGAAAAACCUCACAGCAACAGCUGAUAAUCGAGCAGCUUGGCUGGAGCAGAAGAAGCAGCGUUUCGCGCUGCACAGAAAGCUGCUUAGAAACGGU